AUGAUUGACGGCAUCAUCCAGGUUAACGACGAUAAUAUUGAUGAUGUUCUGGAUACCACAUACGAAAUCAUGCUGAUGUUCUGUAAUGGAUAUGCGGAUGCGUGUUCUAAUCAUCGCAAGCCGUAUGUGCGCGCUGCACAGUUUUUGGCAAAGUUGGAGAAGCCGGUGUAUCUGGGAGAAGUGGAUAUCGAGAAGAGCAGUGAGCUAGAAGAACGAUACAAUAUCACCUCCUAUCCCACCUACAUGAUUGUCUAUUCCUUCGGACGUGAUCCCGAGAAGCUGAAAAUUGCUCAGACUGAUAUUACGUUCGCCAAGGAGGCCCUGCGCCGUAAUUACGUGGAUCUCAUCGAAGUGAAGACUCCCGAGGAAUGGGAGGACUACAAAACCUCUCUGAGCAUCACGACGCUCGGCGUGUUCGAGACCAAAGAGUGCGAUCAAUUCGAAACGUACGAAAAACUGGCGAUGGGCAAAAACAACGCCGUUUUUUUCUACACCACCAACCCUGAGAUCAUCCACACCUCCGACACGGCUGCGCUGUAUUCCUUCCACCACAGCGACGGAAACACGAUGAUUCAUUUCACUGGAGGUAGAAGCUUGUUAUGA
Molecule: messenger RNA, 603 nt
Organism: Blastocystis hominis
Lineage: Eukaryota; Bigyra; Opalinata; Blastocystidae
Exons: 5
Coding region: 1-603 (200 amino acids)
Biological process (GO): protein folding; response to endoplasmic reticulum stress
Cellular component (GO): endoplasmic reticulum
Molecular function (GO): protein disulfide isomerase activity
Source: RefSeq, a predicted model, not a curated record